This is a messenger RNA of Anisakis simplex (herring worm), 201 nucleotides long. The record is from the annotation of a GenBank genome assembly. NCBI's taxonomy places the organism in Eukaryota, Metazoa, Nematoda, Chromadorea, Rhabditida, Anisakidae.
AUGGAUGAACGCAGAGAGGCAGAGUGCACUGCAUCAUCUAUCGAUCCACAAGAAGCAGCGAGUUCAAAGGAAGGAAACCUGCAUGGUGUAUGUUGUGUGCGUGUAUGUUCAGAUGAAAAAGCUGACUGGCGUGGGCGUCGUCUAAUGCAACGACGGCAAAUGAACGAACGAGCUGAGAUGAGGUAUAAAUGUUUACUGUAG